Molecule: messenger RNA, 944 nt
Organism: Poecilia latipinna (sailfin molly)
Lineage: Eukaryota; Metazoa; Chordata; Actinopteri; Cyprinodontiformes; Poeciliidae
Gene: fdps
Product: farnesyl diphosphate synthase (farnesyl pyrophosphate synthetase, dimethylallyltranstransferase, geranyltranstransferase)
Exons: 5
Biological process (GO): trans, trans-farnesyl diphosphate biosynthetic process
Cellular component (GO): cytoplasm
Molecular function (GO): dimethylallyltranstransferase activity; (2E,6E)-farnesyl diphosphate synthase activity
Source: RefSeq, a predicted model, not a curated record
UAUCUUUUUGUGUUUCAGACCACCUUCCAGACUGAACUUGGUCAGACACUGGACCUCAUUACGGCUCCACCUGGUCACAUUGACCUGAACAGGUUUACCAUGGAAAGGUAUAAAGCAAUUGUGAAAUACAAGACUGCCUUUUAUUCGUUUUAUCUCCCAGUGGCCUCUGCAAUGUACAUGGCAGGGAUUGACAGCGAAGAGGAACACAGUAAUGCCAAGCACAUCUUACUGGAGAUGGGAGAGUUUUUCCAAAUACAGGAUGACUACUUGGAUUGUUAUGGUGACCCGGCUGUGACUGGAAAGAUUGGGACAGACAUCCAGGACAACAAAUGCAGCUGGUUGGUGGUGAAAGCUCUAGAAGUGAUGACUCCAGAGCAGAGAUCAGUUCUGGAGGCUUGCUACGGGCGCAAGGAUGAAGCCAGCGUGUCGAAGGUCAAAGAGCUGUACAAUGCUCUACAAAUGCCAAAACUGUAUCACACAUAUGAAGAGGAGAGCUACCAGCGGCUGCAGAAGCUCAUCGCUCGGCAUGCUCAGAACCUUCCUCACUCAAUAUUCCUCAACUUCGCCAAGAAGAUUUACAAGAGGAACAAGUGAGGGAUGGAGCAUCACAGGAAAGAACUUGGAACUAGGAUGUUAAAGUCACAAGGGAGAAGUUUCAGACCGGUCUGAGCUGAACAUAAGUAUUUAAGUAGGUUUUCAGUGAGUUAUGAAUGUUAGGGAAAAUGGUUAAAGGGAGAGGAAAGGGCAUAUUUACCCCACAAAAGUCUCAACGCAGUUAUUGUUUAUAUUUUGACAAUAAUGUCGAAUAAAGAGUUGUACUUUAUUUGGGGUUGGGAAUGAUGUGUCUCCUGGGAGAUUAUUUCCUAAAACAUUUUUAUAGUGUUUUUAUAAAAUAGCCAAUUGUCUCAAUGUGAUUGUGCCUAAUAAAUUAUUUAUGAUCUGUC